This is a messenger RNA of Cetraspora pellucida, 556 nucleotides long. The record is from the annotation of a GenBank genome assembly. NCBI's taxonomy places the organism in Eukaryota, Fungi, Glomeromycota, Glomeromycetes, Diversisporales, Gigasporaceae.
AUGUUCAGAUUAUCUGAUAAUAAAUUCUCUGAUUCUGAUUUACCUUCACUUAUUCCAAUCUUUACUGGUAGACAAAAUGGGAUAGCUAUAACCAGGUCCUUUAAAGACUACUAUUUGAGUCAUAUAUCAGAUAAAACAGAUCUUAUUUCUGCAAUUGUGAAUUAUCUCAGAGAGAAUUCUCCAACACGAAUGCAUAAAGCAAAAAUAAGUUUUGAAUAUUCUCCCAAAACCUGUGUCUGCUAUGCUAAAAUUGUAAUUGAUGAUAUGAGUAUCUCAUUAAUUGAAAAAAAAAAUAAUAAAGCCAGCUUUAGUAAAAAUAACUUAUCUCAUUCUGAAACAGAAAUCAAUAAACCUGAUCUUAAUUUAGAAAAGUUUAUAGAUAUGUUUAAGAAAUUAUUUAUAGAGACUAAUUUAUCCAGUUCUGAUUUAGAAUCUACAGGUUUAGACUGGUAUAAUCUUGAUCUAAAAAAACCCGAAAGAAAUGCAUCUAUAUUACAAAGAAAAAGGUUAUCUCUCCUAGUCGAAAACAUCAUAGAAAUAAGCCAAUUAGAACUAA